AUGGAGUCUAGCGUGGCAGGUCCCAGUGCUACUUCUGUGGUUCCGACUCUCGGUUCCGAUGUCACUUUAACCCCGGAUUCCGCGGCUUUGGUUCUUGGACCCGACGUUACCCCAAUCUCGAUCUCCACACUCCCAGCCUCUGGACCCGAUGUCCCUUUGCCUGCUGGAGAAAUUGUCGUUUCGGAGCAAGUACCCGAUGUCCAGGCUCGCCCGGAGGAUUCCCCUUUCGUGCCGAUAGUGGUUUCGGAGGAUGCGGUUGAAGUCAUACCUCCCCUCCAGAAAAGAAGAGGAGAUCGUUUUGGCUUCCGGCGUCCAACGCUGUUCCGCCAUCGAGGGGACGUUCAAGAGCUGGGGCUGUCGGAGCGAAGAGGAAAAGGUGUACUAGGAGUGAGGAAGUUUGUGUCGUUGAUCGACGGGAUGCUUGGAGAUUGUGGACUGGAGGUUACACGAAAAAGCAAUUCCAACCCCAUAGAGCUUCUUGACAAUGAUUCUGACUCAGGAACAUCAGAACAAAUAAGAAAUUUUUCAAAUAAACAGGAUCAGGGAAGAACUGUAGACUUAGAAAAAGAGAAUCCCGAUGCCGAGAUCGAAGUCGAUCAUCUAGACGUACCAAAUAUCGAUCGAUCCUCUGGGAAGGAAAACGAUCGACCAUCUGGCAACACCAACGAUUGCAAUACACAAUCUACCGGAACUGAAAGAGUCUAUAGAACUCCUCCCCCAUUUCCUCCAAACAAACCACAAACUAAGAAGGCAUUGGAACAUGCAAUCUGCAAAAAGGCCUUCGACAAAAUCACUCUCGAGAUGUCUCUCAGUGACGCCCUUAAGAUAGCCCCCUCGGUGAAAAAGUACGUAAAAGAUAUGAUAUCCUCGAGUGGAGAACAAAGCGUUAUGAUGGUGUCAGAGGAAGUAAGUGCGAUGAUACAAGGAGAAACUUCAAUCAAAAGGACUGACCCUGGUAGUUUUGUCCUAGAUUGCAAGAUACAAAACGCACGUUUUCCUCGAUCUCUUUGUGAUCUUGGCUCUAGUGUAAACCUCAUGCCAUACUCUGUGGCAGUUUCACUAGGUUAUAAUGAAUUCGUUCCAACGCCUAUCACGUUAGUUCUAGCUGAUCGUUCUAUUAGGGUACCUGAGGGAAUCCUCGUAGAUGUACCAGUCAAAAUUGAUGAUUGCUUCAUACCAACAGAUUUUGUUGUACUAAAGUAUAAACAAGUGCCGAAAGACCCCCUUAUAUUAGGUCGGCCCUUUUUGGCUACAGCAGGAGCAAUCAUAGAUUGUAAAGGAGGAAAGAUUAACUUAAAUGUCGGAGAUAUAUCAAUGAACUUCGACAUGGAAAAGCUAGUAAAACGUCCUCUGAUAGACGAUCACGCCUUUUACACAGAAGAAGUUUCUGAGCUAGAAAAAGAAUACCUUACGGAUAUAUGUGCUGCCAAUUCAUCAGAAGACACAUUCACUCCUGAUGAACAAGAAAUUCUGAACGUAGAUAGCAGAACAGAAGAUUAUGCGAACCUUAUGGACGCAAGUAUCGGAAUCGCAAAUGAAGAAACUGAUGAUUCUGAAAUCAUUAUGGAUCAAUACCUUAGGGAAACUAUUGAUCGAUCAUCUUCUUCAUCGACCAACUGGACUAAAGAAAAAGCACCCAAGGUUGAACUGAAACCACUUCCAGCUGGCCUGAAAUAUGCAUUCCUUUGCGAUAAAUCAUAUCCUGUCAUUGUUAAUGCCAAUCUCACGAAUGGAGAGCUUGCUCUCCUUUUGAACAAACUGCGUAAGUAUCGGAGAGCGAUCGGGUAUUCUCUCGAUGAUAUUCCCGGAAUAGCUCCUGACCUUUGCAUGCACCGUAUCCACCUCGAAGAAGAUGCAAAAACAUCUAUAGAACAGCAAAGGAGACUCAAUCCAAACCUAAAAGAGGUAAAAGGUGGGAUCACAGUGGUUAAAAAUGAUAAAGAUGAACUUAUCCCUACACGCACUGUCACUGGACAUCGAAUGUGUAUUGAUUACAGGAAACUGAAUGCUGCUACUAGGAAAGACCAUUUUCCCUUACCUUUCAUCGAUCAAAUGCUAGAAAGACUGGCCAACCAUAAAUAUUAUUGUUUUCUUGACGGAUAUUCGGGAUUUUUCCAGAUACCGAUACAUCCUGAAGAUCAGGAAAAGACAACUUUUACUUGUCCUUACGGAACAUUUGCAUAUCGCAGAAUGCCAUUUGGACUAUGUAACGCACCAGCCACUUUCCAACGUUGCAUGAUCAUAUUCACAGAUAUGAUCGAAGAUUUCAUGGAAGUCUUUAUGGACGAUUUUUCGGUUUACGGAUCAAGUUUUAAGGAUUGCCUAGACAACUUGUGCAAGGUAUUGGAAAGAUGCGAAGAAAAGAAUCUUGUCCUAAACUGGGAAAAAUGCCAUUUCAUGGUAAACGAUGGUAUAGUCCUUGGACAUAAAGUUUCCGCAGCUGGAAUAGAAGUAGACAGAGCUAAAAUUGAAGUAAUGACUGGUCUACCGGCACCCACAAACGUUAGAGACAUAAGGAGUUUCCUUGGACAUGCCGGAUUUUACAGACGAUUCAUACAAGAUUUCAGUAAAAUUGCUAGACCUCUAAAUAAUCUUUUGUGCAAAGAAGUUAAAUUCGAUUUUACACCAGAAUGCAAGGAAGCUUUCGAAGCACUGAAGAAGUCUCUUAUAACUGCCCCAGUCGUACAACCCCCGGAUUGGAAUCUCCCUUUCGAGAUUAUGUGCGAUGCGAGUGAUUUCGCAGUUGGAGCGGUUCUAGGACAACGAAAAGAUAAGAAGCUGCACGCUAUCUACUAUGCGAGUCGCACACUCGACGAAGCGCAACGGAAUUACUCUACCACAGAAAAAGAGCUACUAGCAGUGGUUUAUGCUUUCGAAAAAUUCCGUCAAUACUUAGUCGGAGCACAUGUUAUAGUCCACACUGAUCAUGCUGCUAUCAAAUAUUUAAUGCAGAAGAAAGAUGCUAAACCAAGACUCAUAAGAUGGAUCUUACUACUCCAAGAAUUCAAUAUUGAGAUCAAAGAUAAAAGAGGAGUAGACAACGGUGUCGCUGAUCAUCUUUCCAGGAUUUGA
Raphanus sativus (radish) is the source of this 3072-nucleotide messenger RNA. RefSeq lists its product as uncharacterized. NCBI's taxonomy places the organism in Eukaryota, Viridiplantae, Streptophyta, Magnoliopsida, Brassicales, Brassicaceae. The record is from RefSeq and is a predicted model, not a curated record.